AUGCCACCAUCUAGGGUUCAUGUCCUCAGAAUGGGAGCUGCCUUUCAUGUUGGACGCUUGAGACUUGGCACGGCUGACAUUGCACUGAGCUUGGCCUCUGACAGAGUGCGUGAUCCGAAAGCCGAUAUCAUUUGCCAGCAUUUCCAGGUGUGGUUUCAAGUUUUUGCUAGGUGGGUUGGGGAUUUGCAGAUCCUUGAUAGAGCUUGGCAGCAAACUUGGACUAGGCUCGAUGUUCAGUACCCUUGGCAUAUUGUCAAAGGCCCUCUGGCAGCAACCAUUGCGCACAUGAAAACCCUUGGUUGGACCUCCCCAGCCGUGCACAUCUGGAGAUGCCCAAACCAAGUUGAAGAAUGGAGCCUGCAUGUGCCGCAACAUCGUGCUAGAAUCCUUGAUGCAGUGAGGCAGGCUGUGGACGACGAAACCAACCAUCGCAUCAGCGAGAAUGUCCAUGACCCUGCCCUCCAACGAGGGAUUGACUGGACUGUUGCCAGGAAGUUGCUUAAUGGUUGGCAUAAGAAUAACUUCCAUUUGCGGAGAAGGGCCCUUAAUACUGUCCUUCAGGGCUCGUUGCCACACUCAGGCAAUGGAGGGCAGAGCAUCUGUCCCCUGUGCAAGACAGAGAACACAUGGAGACAUGUUGUUUUCGAGUGCACCUGGUUUAAAGACAGAGGCUGCGACAUUCCUCCAUGUGUUAGGGCGGGCAUCAGCACUGAACAGGAUCGUGGUUUCUGGGAGCGUGGCCUUGUUGCCAAGCUGAGAGGCCCUGCUAGUAAUCGCAAUCCUGAAAUCACUGGGGAGUGGUUGCACAAGGACAGGCUCUCUGAUGUAGUGCUUGCGACAGACGCCAGUGGAGGACCCCACACUAAGGAUCCCAGGAUUCGGAAAGUUGCUGUUGCAAUUGUUGCCUAUAGAUGGAUCAACCAGUCCUUGCACGAGGUUGCCUCCAUUUGCUGUGAGCUGCCUGGCAUUCAGACAGUUUUCCGUGGAGAGCUUUUUGCAAUGGCCGUGGCUGCGCAAAGAACCUCAGGUCUGUGUGAUGUCACUCUUGGUUGCCAGUCAGUUGCUAAGCGCUUCAAAGCGGGGAAAAAGGGCGGCAAGCACGAAGACAUUUGGCAAACCAUCACUGAAGAGGAUGGGUUCAAACGAUUGCGGCCCUUUUGGAUCCGCUCUCACUUGCAGCCUGAGCAAUUUGACAAAAAGUUUGGUUUUGACAACAGAUGGCGUUUCAACAUCAAUCAGACAGCGGACGCUCUGUGUGGCAAGUUUGCGCAGGAACUGGUAGAUGCCAGUUUCGUUGCCAAGAUUCGCAAACAGGAUGCAGUUGCUGAGCAGGUGCUGAGCUUUCUUGCCAGUCGAGUUGAAACCAUCUUGACUGCGAGGACUCCGAAUCAGCAUCCCACCACGAUUAAAGGCAUUACAGAUCGGAAGGUGGCUCAGGCUGGCGGCGCACAGGCCGUGCCUGGUGCUGCCAAACCUUUGCCAGGGGUUCAGCGCACUUGCAAGAAAAAGCUUGGAGCGAACGUUGGUCACGGCCACACUCAAACUAGAGAUGAGUGGUUCACCAGCCUGGUGCAGGAGGGUGGAGUCUCUAAGCACCAGUGGGUGUGGCAGGGACCAAAUUUGACUUGCAAUAGGUGCGGCUGGAAGCUUUUGAGCGCAAAGCCUAGGAAGGUCUUGGUUGAGCGUGAAAACACACCAUGCGGUGCCGAUGGUCCAGCCAAGUUUGCUGGCGUGCAUGCGAGCCACGACAUGCAGCUCCAGGGACAGUUGUGGUUGUGUGUUCAGUGUGGCGGUGUUUACUCUGUGCACGGAGUCAUUUCGGCCAAACUGAAAAGCUCCUGCUCCACUCGUCGUGACCCGAGAAGCAAAGUGCAAGGUGCUAAGGCUGUUGAACCCAAGCAGUCGCUUACAAGCUUCUUUGGAGGAGCUAGCAAGGCUGAAGACCAGCCGCCUGACUUGGGGCAAGAAGCUCCUGCGCCUGACUAG
Molecule: messenger RNA, 1986 nt
Organism: Symbiodinium sp. CCMP2456
Lineage: Eukaryota; Dinophyceae; Suessiales; Symbiodiniaceae
Source: the annotation of a GenBank genome assembly